AUGGAAGUCAAUGCACCAGGCACCGGCUCGUCGUUACAUCUUUCAGCAAAAAAUGAAUUUCUGAUUGGUGGUAAAUACCGUCUCGUUCGUAAAAUCGGUUCAGGUUCAUUUGGAGACAUUUAUCUUGGCAUCAACAUCACAAAUGGUGAAGAAGUCGCAAUCAAACUUGAAUCAGUCAAAGCACGUCAUCCUCAGUUAUUGUAUGAAUCAAAAUUAUACAAAAUUCUGCAAGGUGGAAUCGGCAUUCCACAUAUUCGAUACUAUGCCCAAGAGAAAGAUUACAAUGUUCUUGUUAUGGAUCUACUUGGACCGUCACUUGAAGAUCUCUUUAAUUUUUGUUCCCGAAGAUUUACGAUGAAAACUGUACUAAUGCUUGCUGAUCAAAUGAUUGGUCGAAUUGAAUUUGUGCAUAACAAAAACUUUAUACAUCGAGAACCGUUAAAUACAAUCGACAAACGAAUAGUAAAUUAUUAUCAUUAUUCAAGUCUAAUGGACAAUGAACGUGAUGAAGACGAUGAGAUUGAUUUAACGUCUGUGCAAAAUAAAUCAACUAUUUCCAAUCUGCGUCCAAUCGGUGGUUUUCGGCAGUGGGCGAAUACACGUGAGGACAUUCGUGUUGAAAAUUGUUAUGCUCUAAGCAAUACAGAAGACUCCAUUGGUCAAGACACAUCGUAUAUCGUCAAUAAAACGAAAUCGGAUCUGGAAGAUGACACAAGUUCCAGCCGAAUGGACAUUUCGUCCAAUCAUUUCGAUAUUCAAUUACAAGUUAAUAAUGGUCACUUAGGACAAGCGCUUCGUUAUGAAGUGUUCUCUUCAUCAUCACGUAAAGAUAACGGUACAUUAAAAUUGCAUCAAUCUUCGCAAACAGUUGAACCCGAAAUGGAUAUGGAUAGUGGCAAUGGACGACGAAAUGGAAAUCAUAAAGGUUACUCGCAACAAUAUGGUGGAAAUAAUAAUAAUAAUAAUAAUAACUAUGGUGAUGGUCGAGGAAACCGACGAAACAAUGGCUCAUCAGGAAAUGGUGGUGCUGAUGGAAAUGGAUCAAAUCCAAAUCGAAAUAAUAAUAAUUCAAGACGACCGAAUGGUGGAGGUAAUGGGGGCGGUGGUGAUGACAAUGACGAUGAUGAUAACGAUUCCGAUGAAACUAUUGCGCGUCGUAUAGGUUUUCGACUUAUAGAUAGUGAAACAGUUCGUAUUAUUGGUCGUUUACGUCGUUUGACGAGUAAACAAUCAUUUGAUCGACGAGAUUUCGAAAGCGCUCAGCAUUUAAUUGACGAACUCAUACGCUUACAGCAUCUAGAAAAUAGUCCGCAAGAUCAACUAGAAAAAAUCAUCCAUCAUCUUAAACUUCAUCGUAUCCUACGCAGUAAAUCUCAGGCAUUAGAGUUUAUACAGAAACGCCUUCCUCAACGUUACUCAAGGUCGUCGACGGAGCAAAAUUCGAACGUCUUCGAUAUUUGGCGUGAAAGAGAACGCCGUGCAAGAUUGGAUUCCAAAGAUAGUCUUGAAGACGAGACACAGAACACGAAUGCACAACAUGUUCGAGAUGGAUCUGAGAGCAAUAUCCCAUCAACAUCGAUUCAUCUGUCAAAUAGCUCUUUAAAUGGCUCCAAAGUUCGACAAAUGGCUCGGCAUAUUGAUACACGAUCUGAAUCAUCUCGAACAGGUGAUCAUGGCGGACGAAGUUCAUCUCCAUCGCCUGUCAGUUUCAAUCGUAGUUAUGACAAUAUUUAUCGAGAAACAUCAGUGGAUGACCGCACGCGAUCAAAACGAAACACCUCACCGGGACUGUCGGCCGAGCAUCGUGUUCGACAAAUGGUUGAUCGUCUAGAAUCAUCGUCGUCAACAACGAAUGCGAAAACUACACGACGAGUGACAACGAGAAAAUCCGGUCAAGAUGAUCAAUCGGACGGAUCGAUUAGUAUUACAACCUCACCGCCAAAUAAACGAGUAACACAACGAGAAAACUUCGAAAGCGGAAUUACUAGUAAUAAUAAUGGUGGUUAUAUUUUUCGUUAUCGAAGUCCAAAUGACGACGUCUACUUUCGAGAUGAAAAUGCCAAUGUAACACGAUUCGAACUUAAUCGAGAUGAAAUCUUGAAUGGCGGACAACGGUCAGCUAUUGGCACAACUACCGAUGACUAUCUCACAUCAUUGGUACCAGGCGCCGAAACAUCCAUAUCGAUGGUUCGUGAUGUUCGUGCACGUCUUUAUGAAGUUGAAUCAGGAGUUGCACGUCCAGGCGUAGAAAACAUUCCUGUUAAAGUCGAUGUCGAAACAUUGUAUAUAUUAGAACAAAAGUCGGAUAAGAAAUCUCUAACAACCAAUGAAAAUAUUCAGGUGCAUAACUUGGAACAAAACCGUAUCGGCGGGUCUGACCGCCAUGAUUUUGCCAUGCAAACACCCAUUCCUAUAACAACAAUCAAAGUAUCGAAUCGACCCAUCGGCACACAAGUCGAUUCGACUAUUGAACGCAGUACGGUAGCUGCUCAAACAACUGAUUCGUUACAUCGACCGAUUAAGGAACGACAACGAUUGGCAUCGACAUCGCCUCUCGACGAAGGCGAAGUCAGUAAGGUUAUUCGAACGACAACAACCACAACAAGAUAUGAAGUUAAACGGCGACACUCCAGCCAUCAUUCCAGUGGAGAUGACGAAGAUGGUGCAGGCAGUACAGUUAUUUACAUUGAUGACAAAGAAAACUUUCAAAAGAACCCUCAGCCCAUACCGGGACCACAAAUUGAAAAUAUCGCCGAACAUCACACAUCUAUCAAUCAAAUUGCAUCACGUGUAAUCAUCGAUCAAGGAAAUGAAAUUAAUCGAACUAAUGUUCGUCGUCAGAUCGACCGACAAGAACAGGAAGAUCACGAGAACCGUUCCUUGGAAGUUUACGAAGUUCAUACACGCGGUGCAUGUAAAUGUCUCGUGGUAUCAUACGAAGAAAGAACUCAAUAUGGUGCAGAAACACGUUUUGAAAAACAAUUAAAACGUAUCGAACGAACAUAUACAAAUGAAGAGCUCAAAUCGACUGAAUUGCAUGUCAUUGUCACUGUACCUGACAAUGAUUACCAACUAGUUCGUCGUGAUUAUGGUGCACAUGUAAAUGUCGCAGAUGAAAAUGAAAUGCAAGAUAAAACUAUUCCACCGACAGUAACUAUACAUUAUUACAGUAAAGAAGGACAUCGAGUAAGAACAGAACAUGAACGACGAUUAGAACAUUUACCAUUAUUUAUUCGUUGUGAAAUCGAAUAUGAACUUAAUCAUUAUGGUAGUGCACAGUUAGUAUUACUCGCUGCAACAAAUACUGAACGUCGGCAAAUGAAUGUUUCCGUAAAGAAAGAAAUCGUCGAUGACAUUGUCUCACGUACGAGUGGUCGUUUUAAACCUAACAGUCCCGAAUUAGAACAUGAAAUAUCACAACAAUUAGCUGAACUAAUAUCUCUGUUACAUCUUGUUGAUUAUGCGUCACGUGAUGAUUAUCAACACAGUAAUUCGGUUGAUGUUCGCCGUGUGUCACGUACUGAUGUCACAACAUCUCUGCGUAUUGUUCAGCGUUAUCGAACUGUUAUACAUCGACUCUGUCAAAUUCAUCGUUCUCAUCUUCGUCUAACAUCUCAAGCAGAAAAACAACGUCAUUUAAUUCUGGUAGCACGUGAUGAAUACUAUCUAUUAGAUUUAGCAUCUCAGACACCGUCGGUAGCGAUUAAAAAGACACAACAACAACAACAACAACAUCACCAACAAGAGAUUAUCAAACGAGAAGUUCCUCAGAAACCAUUCGAUUAUGCGAAAUAUCGUCGAGAAACUGAACAACAACAGCGCAUACUUGAACAGCAUUAUCGACAAACUCGCACACAACAGCCACCACCAUCGAAACAUCAAUCAGAAGCAGAAUUUUAUCUCGGUUCAGGACGUCGUGCACUGAUCGAACGCGAAAUUCAUUCCAUGCGUGAAUCGAUUCGUCCACAUGAACAUGCUCCACCACGUUAUAAGAAUGAGCCAGCACGUCGUUCAUUGUCAGUUUCUUAUUCUGGCGGACAACGUUAUGUUCGUGCACGUAUAAUUCACGUCAAAGACUAUUAUGAUGAAAGUCAACAACAAAUCCAACAACAACAGCAGCAGCAACAGAAUGCCAAAGAACAAGAAUUGUUCGUUCGUGUUGAUGAUUACAUAAAUGAAUCUGCAGCGAACUCUUUACGUCGUUCAUAUUCAACUGACUAUUUACAAGAAGAUGGACCACGCUCACGAAUUCGCUACAUUCGUAUACCCGGAGAAACGAUUAAGAUUGAAGAAAAAACUACCUACGAAUACCAAGGUGUUAUGUAUACUGAUUUACCAUAUGCAUUACGUUAUUGGAAUAUUCUCUAUAUUCUUGAUCGUGAAGCACGAGAAGGUCGUCCACUUGGUUCAUCACUUCCACAUGUUAUUGUAAAUGAUCCAUACCGAACAGUGAUACCACCGUUAACUCAACAAGAGAUUCGGCAAACUGCUCAACAAGUUCUUUCACCACAAUAUCCGGCGCAAUCCUAUACUGAUCGAACAUUACGCUGGUUUCUAUCACGCGACAAUCGCACUGAAGUCGAAUCGAAUAAGUAUUUACAAACGUUACAACAAUGCCGCCAACAGCAGCAACAUCUCGAAAAGAAACAGGCUGGCGUUAGUGUUAGCGGCGGUGGACAAGCAGCAACGGCAAAGAAAUACUACGUCACCGAAACACUUGUACGCUAUGAAAAGAUGCCUGAUCGCUUGGUACCUGUAUCUACUAAUGAUCGUGCACAAUCAAUCGAUAAUAUUCAUCAUCGUUCGCCAUCGACAAGUCGAACGGUUCAACAAUCGUUUCACUCACAAAAUCAUCUAGAUCGUUCUCAAUCUCAACCGCGUCCGCGUAUUCAACCUUCACCAUCAAAUCAGGCACCUACAUUUCGUGCACAAUUACCCACAAUGCAUUCGCCCUUAUCACGACAUCAAUCAGUUCAUGAAUUACAUGCUCCUCCAACACUGUCUCAUCCACCUUCACCGUCACCUUCACUUCAUAGCUUGCAUAGUAAUCAAAAUUACUCACAACAGCAUCAUCGACGACCUGUGGCAUUCAACAAUCGUUAUCCGACACCGUGUCCAAGCCAAGGAACGUCACAACAAACACAACAGAUUCACCAUCAACAGCAACAGCAACAGACAACACAGCAGAACUCAGUAUUCACAGAAAUUAUCGACAGUCAAACAGGACGAAAGAUUAUCACGACCAGUCAAGAACAACUACCGACAGAAGUACUGGGACUUUUAAAUAGAUAUAAUUUACAAUAA
Molecule: messenger RNA, 5304 nt
Organism: Adineta ricciae
Lineage: Eukaryota; Metazoa; Rotifera; Eurotatoria; Adinetida; Adinetidae
Source: the annotation of a GenBank genome assembly